Molecule: messenger RNA, 1464 nt
Organism: Sesamum indicum (sesame)
Lineage: Eukaryota; Viridiplantae; Streptophyta; Magnoliopsida; Lamiales; Pedaliaceae
Gene: SKL1
Product: shikimate kinase like 1
Cellular component (GO): cytosol; chloroplast
Source: RefSeq, a predicted model, not a curated record
AUAUAUUUGUAUAUUUAUACAUUCGCUAAGGCCUAAUGCUAUGCUACUUUGUAUUUCUCCAGACACUACCACAUAUUGAUACUAGAGAGGGAAGAAGUGGUGGAUAUGGAGAUAAUCCUCAGCUGCAGCUCCCCCGCCUGGAAUCAUCCAUCCUUCCCUUACCCUUUCUCCCGUAUUUACGCCCCAACUCAUGUUUAUCCGCCACUCUUCCCAACUUCAAUUUUCUCCCUCAAACCUAAAAUUUCAGCACGUCGAAAGCUCGUUUCUACCGCAAUCCUGGAGAACAGCGCUUCAGAUGCAGUCGCGACAAAGGCUGUUGAGGAUGAUCAACCUCUAGCAGUCAAAAAGCUAGCCUCAGAGAUAUCCCUUGAUUUAAAGGGAACUUCCAUAUUUCUUGUUGGAAUAAACAACUCCUAUAAAUUGAGUUUGGGAAGGAUUCUUGCCGAUGCAUUACGGUACUAUUAUUUUGACAGUGAUAGUCUGGUGGAGGAAGCCUAUGGAGGAAAAACUGCUGCCAUAUCAUACAUAGAGAGAGAUGAGGAGGGAUAUCUUGCAUCUGAGACGGAAGUACUGAAGCAGUUGUCGUCGAUGGGUCGGCUGGUUGUUUGUGCUGGAAAUGGAGCUGUUAAAAGUGCAACGAAUUUGGCACUACUGAGGCAUGGAAUUUCAAUAUGGAUUGAUGUGCCAUUAGAUUUGGUGGCAAGAGAGAUAAUGGAAGAUAGAAUUCAACUUUCUGCCUCUGAUACGCCAAUAUGCAAGUCUUCUUCGGAGGUUCUGGCUCAAAUGACUGCAUUAUAUAAUAGUGCGCGAAGUGGAUAUUCUACAGCUGAUGCAACCAUUUCACUCCAGAAAGUAGCUUCUCAAUUGGGUUAUGAUGAACUGGAUGCCGUGACUUCAGAGGAUUUGUGUAUGGAGGUUCUUAAGGAGGUAGGAAGAUUGAUGAGAGUUAAAAAGAUGAUGGAAGAGGCUGCCAGACCAUUUUAGCCCAGCACAUGAAAUGGCUAAAUAUUUGUGAACGGUGUGUCGCUAAUCCAUAUAAUGAAUUGUGUUAGGCAGUGAUUCUGAUAUUAUAUUUACAUGAAGGAAGCACUAGUGAGGAUAAAACUGUUGCUUGAGAAAGAGGGCGGGAAACCCGGAUAAUUGAGGAGCUGAGUUGCUAUUAGAUUUUAGCACAAUUAAUGGUGUUGCAGGAGAUGGAUCAAGUUGGCUGAUUGAUGAAAGUUUGAGCUUCCUCCUCUAUUUUAAAGUUGACGGUCUUUGCCUGCAUUUAUCUGGUACGACUGGAUUAUUAGGAUUUCUUUUAUUUAAGUUGUAUGCUUCAACUAAUUGGUGUAUUCUUGUGUGUGUGAAAGUAGCUUUCGGAACUGGUUGUACAUUGCAUUCGUUGAUGCACGCAGUACAUUUAUCAUACAAACAUACAUAUACACACACACAUAGUAAACUACGCUACAAAGUUGGUUUCUA